Clonostachys byssicola is the source of this 699-nucleotide messenger RNA. Lineage: Eukaryota; Fungi; Ascomycota; Sordariomycetes; Hypocreales; Bionectriaceae. The record is from the annotation of a GenBank genome assembly.
AUGUGUCAGUCAAGUGCAUCUCCGGGUCCUGCUACCGCCAACCAGCUGGACCCUGCAGUGCUGCAACUCGUCCCUGACCACCCGGCCGCCAAAGCAGCACUGGACGUUGCUCUCCAGUCCCUGCCGCCCGCAAUACUAAACCACAGUUUCCGGACGUACAUCUACGCCGAGGCACACUCGUCCCUCCUCCGACAGCUCGGCCCGGCCGCCGCGCCCAUCGAGCCCGUCUUCGUCGAGCCCCACACGCUCUUCGUGGCCUGCCUCUUCCACGACCUCGCCACGGCCGAGAAGUACGACGCGGACCCGGCUCGCUUCGAGGUGGUCGGCGCCAGCGAGGCGGCCAAGGUGUUGCGUGAAUUUCACGUGAGCGAGGCGUCCAUACGUGAGGCCUGGCUGGCCAUGUCCCUCCACUCGACGUCGGGAAUAGCGGAGGAGAUCAGCGGUACGACCGGGGCCCUUCGCCGUGCCAUUGCGACCGAGUUUCACGGCGUGCCCAGCCCGGAAUCCAUCUUGGGAGAGAAGGAGCUCGAGGUUGUCGGGAAACUUCCGCGCCUGAACAUAGAGAAGGUUCUCGGCGAUGCGGUUGUUCGACAAGCGCUCGAGAAUCGGGUCAAGGCACCGUCGGCGACCUGGCCAGGCCAACUGCUCAUCUCACACGAUAAUAACCCUGACUGGUAUGGGGUUAACAAGGCAUUUUGA